UGUGGAUAGGGGGAAAAAAAUAGCAGGCGGAUCUGUCACGACAAAGCUGCAUUUUCCCGCCAAUCUCAUUCACGAGUUCGGCAGUGACUGAAGACAAAAUUUCAAGUAUUACUAGAUCAUCUUCGAUCUUAACACGUGAAAUGAGUGACGAAAUAAUGGAAGCUCUUGAUUCGGGUACUUCUUCCGAAUCCGAAUCCGAUUCCAUAAAAUCACCCCUGAAAGAUUGUGAAACCUUAAGCCUGUCUCACCAAAUGGUUAAAAUUGCCUCCCCGAUUUCAAAUGAAAAUUCGAACUCCAGCUCAGAUUUACCCUUAAGCUUAUUUGUAUCUAAAAAGAGAACCCAGUUAGCCAUUUUGUCAGAAGAUGAAACUGAAAGCUCAACUUCAAACACUACUGAAAAACACCACAAAGAACCAUCAAAUGUUUUGGUUUCGAUGGAUGAAAAUUCAAGUUCUAGUGAUAUCCCACUUAGCAAGUUGGCUUCCAAUAAAAAACUAGUUGUUUCAAAAUUAGAAGUUCCAUCGUCAAAUGUUUCAGUAUCAGCAGAUGACAAUUCAUGUUCUAGUGAUGUCCCGCUUGCCAAGUUUGUAUGCUCAUCAAUCCAGCAUACCAAUUUAGAAGCAAAGAAGGCAAAGGAUCAGUUACGAAAAAGUUUCACGCAAAAAAAAGUGAAUGAGAAAAACAGUUUGAAAAGAAAAAGGAGUGAGGAAACUGGCAGUGAGCAAAAACGAGUCAAAACAAAAAAAAAAAAUAUUUCGUCUGAUAGCAGCUCCGACGAUGCUGUUAAAUCAGAAAGUGUCACACCAGAACCGGCUUCCAGUAAAAAAAAUGGCAGUCCAGCAACCAUCAUGAAGAAUGAAACUGUUCCAGUAACAAUCGACAGCAAAUCUAGUCCGUCAAUGGGCAAGACAAAACUAGGUCCUGCGAGCAGCAAAAGAACGUCUGUUCAGGAUGACGUUACUAUUUCUCCAACUAAAGCCAAAGUCAACACAAAUCCUCUAAGUUCCAGAUCCAAACCAAUUGACACUAAAAAAACAAAGGUGUUGGAUAAAAACGGUAUUCUGGAGAAGCUCGAUAACUCGUCCAAUACUAGCAGCUCUUCAGAAGAUAGUGAGGUUGAGGAUCCCUCAAAUGUUGAAAAUAACGUUAUAUCGCGAUCCAGCUCGAGUUCCAAAAGUGACGAAGACCCUGAUUCAGUUCUCAGCUCUUCGAUAAGAAAAAAGAAAGUUCUGCAAAAGAAAGCCAACGGAACAAGGAAAAGUGGGAGUUCUGGAAGUGCUAGCGACUCCGAUGAUCCAGUGUCCCGUAAAACAAGUAAUUCAAGCACUGGCAAGGUUGAAGAACUCCCUGGUUGCCUGUCUUCUGGAUCUUCUUCCAGUGAGGAGUCCGAAAACGUUUCUCCGCAGAAGAAAAAGGCCACGCAGAAAGAUGAAAAAUCAUCUAAAAAGGAAACUACAAAGGAGAAGAAAAAUCCCGGAGACAACCCGCGUAUAAUACGGCUUCAGCGCUAUUUGAAAGAAGCGGGAAUUCGCGUGCAGAACUACAAAAUAUUAUGGCAAAACUGCAAAAGCGACAAAGCGAGGGCUCAAAAGCUAAUGGAGUUGCUUCAUGAGCGCGGUUUGAAGGGAAAACCUUCAGUUUCUGAAUGCCGAAAACUUAAGAAGAAAUUUGAGAGAGAAAAGGAGGUUUCAGAACUCAAUACAUCAAACAUCAUCACCUCCAAUGGGAGAUCUCGCCGCGGUGUAACGAGCCUCUUUGCAACUCGCCGUAGUCCUUCUCCAGCCAGCGCAAAGAAACAAGAAACGUCACCAAAGAAAUCACCAGAAUUUAAGAAAAUAUUUGGUCGAUUGAAAAACAUCGUCGACAGUGAGGAUUCCGACUGAAACGUACAGUAUCUUAUGUCAAAUUUUUAGAACCUAUCUUUUCAUCGUAAAACUCAUUUGUUCAAUUUCUUACUUUUAAUCCGUGGGUCGCAUAGUUUUAAUUUCCGCGCAUUUCCCAUCCAUAAUACUGUACAUCACGUCGUGGCGUACACUAUUAUCAUUUACGUCCACAACUAAAACCACAAAGAUAUUUCCCCUUGUUAACCAUAACGCAUAUCAAUACUUUUAAAUCAGUUUUAAAAUAAAAUGCCGUAUCAAUUUAA
Molecule: messenger RNA, 2146 nt
Organism: Daphnia magna
Lineage: Eukaryota; Metazoa; Arthropoda; Branchiopoda; Diplostraca; Daphniidae
Product: HIRA-interacting protein 3
Cellular component (GO): nucleus
Source: RefSeq, a predicted model, not a curated record